Balaenoptera ricei (Rice's whale) is the source of this 6030-nucleotide messenger RNA. RefSeq names its product ELKS/Rab6-interacting/CAST family member 1-like. The record is from RefSeq and is a predicted model, not a curated record. Gene Ontology annotation, molecular function: structural constituent of presynaptic active zone. Gene Ontology annotation, cellular component: cytoskeleton of presynaptic active zone. NCBI's taxonomy places the organism in Eukaryota, Metazoa, Chordata, Mammalia, Artiodactyla, Balaenopteridae. Gene Ontology annotation, biological process: regulation of synaptic plasticity; neuromuscular synaptic transmission; maintenance of presynaptic active zone structure.
GGUGGCGGUAGUGGCGGCGGCGGCGCCCGGGCAGCAACGGCAGCGGCAGCGGCAGCCCUGAGCAGGGUGAGACGGCCGCGGUGGCGGCAGCUCGGGGUCGGGCGGCGCCUGGAGCUUCCCGCCCGUCGCUGGCGCUAGGCCCCUCGGCUCUCCUCCGCCCGCUCCUCCUCACGGCCCUGGCUGGGUCCCGGCAGCGCGCCGCCGGGGAGGGCGGAGCCGUAGGUGGAGGAGUUACUGAUGGCCAUGGAGAAGGUAAAACAGGAGCUGGAGUCCGUGAAGGCGACGCUGUCCUGCACUCAGCAGUCACUGGCAGAGAAGGAAACUCAUGUGACCAACCUUCGGGCCGAGAGAAGAAAACACUUAGAGGAAGUUCUGGAGAUGAACACAUGCAAAUGACAGUCCAGGCUCUCCAGGAUGAAUUGCGGAUCCAGAGGGACCUAAACCAGCUGUUUCAACAGGACAGUAACAGUAGGACUGGUGAGCCUUGCGUGGCAGAGCUGACGGAGGAGAACUUUCAGAGGCUGCACACUGAGCAUGAGCGGCAGGCCAAGGAGCUGUUCCUCCUUCGAAAGACUCUGGAGGAGAUGGAGCUGCGGAUUGAGACUCAGAAGCAAACCCUGAACGCUCGGGACGAAUCCAUCAAGAAGUUUCUGGAGAUGUUGCAGAGCAAGGAGCUUUCUGCUAAGGCUACUGAGGAGGACCAUGAGAGAACAAGGAGACUGGCAGAGGCAGAGAUGCAUGUCCACCACCUCGAAAGCCUUUUGGAGCAGAAGGAAAAAGAGGACGCUCUGUUGAGAGAGGAGAUGCAUCGGAGAUUUGAGAAUGCCCCCGAUUCUGCCAAAACUAAAGCUCUGCAAACUGUUAUCGAAAUGAAGGAUUCAAAAAUUUCCUCUAUGGAGCGUGGGCUCUGAGACUUGGAAGAGGAGAUUCAGAUGCUGAAAUCGAACGGGGCUUUGAGUACUGAAGAACGAGAGGAAGAAAUGAGGCAAAUGGAGGUCUAUCGGAGCCAUUCUAAAUUUAUGAAAAACAAGGUCAUGAUUGGUCAGGUGAAGCAGGAGCUGUCCAGAAAGGACACAGAACUACUAGCCCUACAGAUAAAGCUAGAAACACUCACCAACCAGUUCUCAGACAGCAAGCAACACAUUGAAGUGCUGAAGGAGUCCUUGACUGCUAAGGAGUCGAGGGCUGCCAUCCUGCAGAACGAGGUGGAUGCUCUGCGGUUGCGUUUGGAAGAGAAGGAAACCAUGCUGAAUAAGAAGACAAAACAAAUCCAGGACAUGGCUGAGGAGAAGGGGACCCAAGCUGGAGAGAUCCAUGACCUCAAGGACAUGCUGGAUGUGAAGGAGCGGAAAGUUAAUGUCCUUCAGAAGAAGAAUGAAAAGCUCCAAGAGCAACUUAGAGAUAAGGAAAAGCAGAUGAGCAGCUUGAAGGAGCGAGUCAAAUCCUUGCAGGGUGACACCACCAACACUGACACCGCCUUGACUACUUUGGAGGAGGCCCUUGCCGAGAAGGAGCGGACAAUCGAACGCUUAAAGGACCAGCGGGACCAAGAUGAGCAAGAAAAGCAGGAGGAAAUUGAUAACUACAAAAAAGAUCUUAAAGACCUGAAAGAAAAAGUCAGCCUGUUGCAAGGCGACCUCUCAGAGAAAGAGGCUUCACUCUUGGAUCUGAAAGAGCAUGCUUCUUCCCUGGCUUCCGCAGGAUUGAAAAAGGACUCACGGCUUAAGACACUAGAAAUUGCUUUGGAGCAGAAGGAAGAGUGUCUGAAGAUGGACUCGCAGUUGAAAAAGGCACACGAGGCAGCAUCGGAAGCCAGAGCCAGUCCAGAGAUGAGUGAUCGAAUACAGCAAUUGGAGAGAGAGAUUGCCAGGUACAAAGAUGACUCUAGCAAGGCCCAGGCAGAAGUUGACCGCCUCUUGGAAAUCUUGAAGGAGGUGGAAAGUGAGAAGAAUGACAAAGAUAAGAAGAUUGCUGAGUUGGAAAGGCGAGGGCACCGUGUGGCGGCGGCGGGGCCAGCGAGGCCGGAGGAGGCGGCUGUGCCCGGGCAUGGUGGUCUGGGGCAACGCGGAAGGUGCGCUGAAUCGACAGUCCUGAGUUUUGAAGUUUUCCUGGAGGGGACGUGAGGGGAUUUCUCCAGGAUCGAUGGAACUCCUUUUGUGGUGCUUCAGUGCUUCCACCAUGAAGCGCUCAUUUCCCUAUGCACGUCCCCCCGCCCCACCCCACUGUUUCCUUUACUCUCUCUCCUCCCACCCCCAAUUCCCAGAAGAAGAUCUAGGAAUCAGGUCCAAACAUAAGAUCUUUGGAGAAUCCUUGCGUGUGUUUUUUUAAAUUUUUAUUGGAGUAUAGUUGAUUUACAAUGUUGUGUUAGUUCCGGGUGUACAGCAAAGUGAAGCAGUUAUACAUAUACAUAUAAUCCACUCUUUUUUAGACUCUUUUCCCAUACAGGUCAUUACAGAGUACUGAGUAGAGUUCCCUGUGCUAUACAGUAGGUCCUGAUUAGUCAUCUAGUUUAUAGGUAGUGUUGUGUAUAUGUCAAUCCCAAUCUCCCAAUUUAUCCCUCUCCCCUCCCCACUUUCCCCCCCUGGUAACCAUAAGUUUGUUUUCUACACCUGUGACUCUAUUUCGAAUCCUUGUGUUUUACUCUCGUCCUGAAACUAGAUAAAGCCUAGUCAUCAAUCAACAGGUGAGGAAGUAGAGCCAGGCAUUGGUUGAGUGUUGAUGUUUCUGGUACAAGCUGACUCUCCGCUCAUCAUCCCACACCUUCAUCAGCCAUCAUCAUGCUGUCUGUCACCUCCUCUUCUCUGAAGAAGGCCCGGGCCAUCUUUUGAAAAUACAAAGUCCAGCAUUGAGACCCUCCCAACUGAGAGAGCAGGAAGGGCCAGGGCUGCUGAGGUGCUCCCUGAACCCCACUCAGGGGAUCUGUGUUGUUCCCACCUGGGUGUAUUGUGUGGACCCCCUAAAAUUCCUCCAAACCUCUGCCUCUGCGCUUCCAGAUUGCCCCUGAUAGAAAUGAACAAUAAUCAUAAUACCCACCACGUACUGACCGCUGGUCUCUUGAGGGCUGCCUUGCCAUUGGACAACAUUUGUUGAGCUCCUACUGUUUGCCAGACAGCGGGUACAUGCUUUAUGUGUGUUUAGCCCUUCUGACAACACUGUGAUUUAGGACCUGUUAAUAUGUCUAUUUUGCUGAAAUGGAAACUGAGGUUCAGAGUGGUUAAAUAACAAGGAAAAGUCCAUGUUUUUACCCCCUACACUAAUAUAUAUGUAUAUUUGUGUAUAUAUAUUCUAUAUAUGUAUAUUUAACAUGUAUAUGAUGUUGACUGAAAAAAAUGCACAACCUCAAAGUUGAGAAAUAUGUUUUAUUGGGUGGGCAAAACUGAGGACUUAAGCCUGGGACACAGCCUCUCAGCUCUCUCUGAGGGACUGAUCCAAAAAGGAGAGGGAGGAGCCAUCAACUAUAGGAGUUUUUGCAACAAAGACCAGGUAAUCGGAACAUGGAAAGAUUCCUGUUAAUUAAAGAAAACCAGACAUCUCGAGUUAAUGAAUUUUUAGUGUUUUUCUGUGUAUGGGAAGAUGCAAAAGUCUGGGCUCACUGAAAUCCUUCCUUUGAUAUGCACCUCAGCUAUGUGGGCCAGUAUCCUGUGCUUUCUCAUCCUGAGUUCCCUCGGGGUGCACCAUCAGGGGAGGCUGUGGCAGUUGACUGCUAGAUGGUGGGCAUCCUGUUUCCAUCCUGAGUUUCCUCAGGGUUCACUCUUGGGGCGGCUAUAAUGUGAUGGCUUGAUGGCUGCAACAUCCUUUGUUUACUGAUAUGGCAGGCAACAUUUUUUCAUUGACAAUUAUAUAUAUACAAUAGACACUGUUCGUGUUACAUAUAUUAUCUAUUUUACGUGCUACGUGUUUUUUAGACUCUUUGCAAAAAACCUUGCAAGGUAGGUGUUAUUCUUUACAUUUUGUGAAAAAGAAAUUAAAGCCUCUAACAGGCUGAGAAAUUUGUCAGGUCACUACAUCACGAUUAACAAGUCAGUGAACAAGAUUUUGAAUCCAAGUAAUCCUUUUGUGAAAACAAAACCCCCCCAAAAACAAAGAAACUAUGUUCUUUCCAUGCUCCAAAAUAUAUUUUGGUCAAGUGACUUAAGAAACUCUCCCUUAAGCUUGUCUAAAGCAGAAAAUAAGACAACAGUGCUUGACUGGAAAUUAUCAAAAGGCAGGAUCAAGCAGGAAUAAUGAAAGGGAGCCUGAGGUUUCGGGGGAUGAACCCACUGGCUAAAUAGGCCCCUGGAAACAGAAACCCACUUUUUUUUUUUUUAAUUCAUUUGUAUAUUUGUUUAUUGACUGUUUUCCUCCAAUAGAAUGUAAUCUUUUUUUUUUUUUUAACAUCUUUAUUGGAGUAUAAUUGCUUUACAAUGGUGUUAGUUUCUGCUUUAUAACAAAGUGAAUCAGCUCUACAUAUACAUAUAUCCCCAUAUCUCCUCCCUCUUGCUAGCUCAUGACUUAGGACCCACGCACAGGAGAAUUCAGGCUGCAUUAAUAGAAAAAUAUGACUUGCAGCCCUGGAGAUGUGGCUUCAGAGGAAAUGAUGACUUAAUGCUUGUGAUCUGUAAGAAUGUUGGUGUUUUGGGUCAAAUAACCUAUGCAUUUUCUCAAGGGAGGUAGGUUUGGGGAAAAAAGGCAAUAAUUAAACUGAACAUACCAACAAGGAAAAAAUAAUUUAACUGUUAUGAUGACUCAUGUAGUUGGCAGCUUCAGGUAAUGAGGUGCUCUGGAUUAAUUUUCCUGAGAGCAGAAACAUAUCCCUUUAAAUGAUGAAGCAUGUUAUCUUCAUCAAUCUUUGAAGAAAAUAUUUCCAAGGUACAUUUUAUAUUCUCUUUUGUCAGUAGUAUUCUUGACAAUUUUUAGGACUAGAGACAUAGUUUUGUUUUUGUUUUUAAAGAGUUUAAAGAACGAUUUGAUCUUUGAAAAUCAUGUUACAUCGUUGGUCCCCAGUGUUUUCAUCUACAGUAUAUGAACCUUGGGGUAGAUGAUCAUCAAGGUUCCUUCCAUCUCUAAUAUUCUCUAAGUAAAGGGCUCUUGUGCACAAUAAAAUUUAAAACAUAAGAAUCAUCGAGGGGGCUUGUUAAAAAUGCAGAUUCUUAGGUAUCAUUGUUGGAGGUUCUGAUUCAGUUGGUUUGAGUGAGGCAAGAGAACCUGUAUCAUAAAUGGGUGCAUACCCAUGGCCAUUUUGAUGACCUCAUUUUGAGAAACUGAUUCUCUUUCCAGCCUCAGAUAACAGAUGUCAUAACCAUUUUUGGCCACCAGGGUACCGUUGCUGCCCUGCCCUCAGUGGUGUGAAGUUGUAAGGGGCUGACCAGACCCAGAGGCCUGUGCUUUGAUAGUUUGCUUCUGAUCCCAUCCUCAGUAUUAACUGUCACUUAGUUAAUGUAGCUGCUGAGGAAAACCAGAUAAUCGAGCUGCAAAUUAGGUGCCCUGCAUUUGUACCUAUGAGUCAUUAAGUUUUCAUCUCAGGCUGGGUAGGGGCGAGGGGAGGACUUCCAUUUUCUCCUGUAGUCUAAAGUGCAUAAAUGAGCCACGGCUAUCUAAGACCCUGUUUGGAGGUUUCUUACUCUUCGUGUUCUUUGUCAUCCUCAGAGUCAAGUUUCUGGAAGGGCGACAUCAGGAUAAGUGGCAGAUUUCUGUGUAAAUAUGUUAACAUUUCAUAGUGAGGUUUGGGGUCAGGGCUGUCCCUGACUUCUCUUUUAAAUUUCUUUAUUUUUUAAACAGUUUUAUUGAUGUAUAAUUCACAUGCCAUACAAUUGACUCUUUUGAAGUAUAUGCAAUUCAGUGGUUUUUAGUAAAAUCUGUGAAUUUAUAGAGUUGUAUGCACCUAUCAUGUAAUCUAAUUUUUGAACAUUUCCAUCACCCUCCAAAAGAAACCUUGUGCCUAUUUGGAAUCACUCUCAUUCCCACCCCCAGACCCAUUCAACCGAUAAUUUACUUCUUACCUCUAUAGAUUUGCCUUUUGUAGACAUUUCAUAUAAAUGGGCUCAUACCGUA